UUUCACAAAUUCAAAACAAGGAUGUUGGUGUUACUCGGUUCACACACAAAGGUCAGCCACUGCGAGGUGCUUUGAGCCGCUUUAUUUCAUGUGACACUUUGAGAGCUGAUGAGAGUGAGUGCUGAUUGUGAGUCCGCUGGAGCUGCUGUGUGGUUACGCAGACAUGUUGUGAAGGUAUGUUUGUCUCUCCUUGGUGGCACGUGGUCAACCAACAAGCAGAUUUCACGGUUGUAUAACUUCAUGGUUGUGUAAUGGUUUUUUCAUCAUGAUAUUCACAUGGGAAUCAGUGAUUGUCAUGCUGGUGGUGCUUGUGAGUGGAGUGACAAAUGAGGAUGACAUUCCACUGUGUGGGAGGGUCCGGGUAUCCAGAUCAGUGGUGGUUUUGGGGUCACCUGUCAUGGCCAACUGCGUAAUCAGAGACGACUGUCCUCUGGUCAGAGGACGAACUGUCCAGAUUGAGUGGCAUCUUAAUGACCAGCAUCUUCCCAGCAAACCUUCAGCCAAUUACAAUGGCAGGAAUUCCACAGUCAUCGUACAGAGCUUCAAUGAAACCAGAGCAUUCCUCACCUGCUGUGUCCAGAAUGUUUCCUGUCAAAUCGUAGGUGGAAUGGAGAUCAGGGCUGGAUACCCACCAGAGGUCCCGGAAAGUCUCAGUUGUCAAACAAACCUCACCAGCCCAAGCACGCUGACCUGUCAGUGGGACCCUGGGAAGUGGGAGUCUCAUCUACUCACGGAGUAUUCCCUCCACACAGAGAUGCGUAAAUUCAAUAAGCACAAGAGUUAUGCAGUGCCAGCAGGUGUCCACCACUAUGCCAUCCCUCGCUCAGAUUUUUCCUGGUACCAAGAAAUGAAAAUAUAUGUGAAGGUGGUGAAUGAACUUGGAGAAGCAACCUCACUGCCUAUUAUUGUGGAACCCCUCAGUGUAGCUAAGUUUGACCCACCAACCAUUUUGAAGGUUGAAGUGGUGCCAAAAAAAUAUGGUUGCCUAUAUCUUAAAUGGACCUUGUCCCAGACCUGGGUUCUUGACUCCAACUUCAACAUGGAAGUCCGACUCGUACCUGCUGAGAGCAGUCCACCGAUCUUGAUGAGAGGCUGCAUGAAAGGGAGAUCUGUGGACCAGUGUGAAGUGUGCAAUCUACUCCAUUGGACGCGGUAUGAUGCCCAGAUUCGAGUCAGGUACAAACAGAGCCCAUGGAGUGAAUGGAGCACCAGCCAGUCCGGAGUCACCUUGGAGAAGGCUCCCACUGGACAAUUAGACUCCUGGAUGAAGGUAUCAGGGGAUAGCAUGCACAAACCAUUCAUCGUAGACUUGUUUUGGAAGCCAUCAAAACAAUUCCGCACCAAUGGCCAGAAUGUGUCAUACAUUGUGUCAAGACAAAAACAGCCAGGUGGAAAAGGACAGCUGUGCUCCACAACUGAGAGUUACUGCACUUUCCAACUUCAUCCAAGAGUACAGAACGUAUUUCUAAGUGCCGUAAAUGCAGCAGGAAAGUCGCGCCCCACUGAAGUCCGGAUUUUGUUUCCACAAGCUCGUACAGCAUUAUCAAAUGUUACUGUGCGUCCUCAUGAUGACAAAUCCAUGCUGGUCCAGUGGACAAGCUUGGCAUCUUCUGACCUCAGUGAUUACGUGGUGGAGUGGAAGCCGCUGCUAGACGAAGGCCUCGCCUCCCUCCGGUUUGCUGUGGCUGACAGAAACCAGUCAGGGCUGCUAAUAACAGGCAGCUUUGAGCCAUACAAGCCCUACGGGAUCUCAGUGUAUCCUCGCUUUAAGAAUGGGAUGGGCCGUCCUCAGACUGUUAAUGCCUACUCCAGCCAGAAGGAGCCAUCCAUUGUUCCAAAACUAAGAAUUACAACGUCCUGGCAGCCCCAUGUUGAGCUUAUCUGGGAUGAAAUACAGUUAGAGCAAAGAAAUGGGAUUAUCAGAAACUACAAGGUCUUCUACUGGGAUAAACAGGACAACAUUAAGGUUGUGGAUGCAGACCUUGAAAGCAGGAGCGUGAUCCUGACAGGUCUCAGUCCCUCAUCUCAGUAUGAAGCUUUCCUGAUGGUCAGCACAUACGGUGGAAGCAGGAAUGGUUCAAUAAUUCAUUUCAAGUUCGAGCCCUUCGAUGGAGUUCUUGUUGUGAUGCCAGUUCUACUGUUUAUUGUACUGUCACUGAGCAUUUGUACAGUCGUGAUUUUCAAGCAAAAAAGGAUAAAGGUGCAUUGUUGGGCAGCUGUGCCAGAUCCAGCUAAUAGCAGCAUCAAAAAAUGGACUUCAGAAACCUGCCAGGAUAUCCACCCUGUGUGGGACUUUCAGGAGCCCAAUCCAAUAUAUCUGUCGCACCUCAGCUUCUUGGAGUUACCCAACAUGCCAGAUAAAAAGAAGGAUGACUCAUGGUUGCACACUAGUGAAGAUGAUACCAGUGACCUGGGAGAGUCCAUACUUGGUUCACCGUUUGUCCCUGGCUACUCUGGGACAAACAGUGACACUGUUCCUUAUGCCACAGUCAUCUUUUCUGGUCCAGGUACAAGCCCAACAGCUCAAGGACCUCACUAUCUGCGCUCUGACUCCACCCAGCCACUGUUGGACACAGAAGAAACCUUCAGUCCACACUGCUAUCAGAACAUGACCGCUGAUGGCAUAUCGAGCGAGCAGUGUUUCUUUGGAUGGUACCAUAAUGAUGAGCCUCAAGAAGAAGCAGAUAUGGGUGUUUUUUGGGAUGACUUUCCUUUUCUAAGAGCGUUAGCCAUGAAUGAGUCGCAGACUGACUAGAAACACUUUGCUGAUGAUACGAACUUACCGAAUGCUUUUUGCACAAUAUUCAUGCUGAUCUGAAUGUGUCACAAAUCUGUUAAGAUCACUGUAAAUAUGUUGCAUUUGCUGAUAAAAAAAAAAAGUGUUAAUCAUGAGUUGUGUCUGUGCCACACAGUGUCAAUAUGUUACCUCUUUU
Molecule: messenger RNA, 2933 nt
Organism: Thalassophryne amazonica
Lineage: Eukaryota; Metazoa; Chordata; Actinopteri; Batrachoidiformes; Batrachoididae
Gene: csf3r
Product: colony stimulating factor 3 receptor (granulocyte)
Exons: 17
Coding region: 266-2755 (829 amino acids)
Biological process (GO): cytokine-mediated signaling pathway
Cellular component (GO): external side of plasma membrane; signaling receptor complex
Molecular function (GO): granulocyte colony-stimulating factor binding; cytokine receptor activity
Source: RefSeq, a predicted model, not a curated record